GGAAACCACCUAAAGUCAGUUUACUGCUAACAAGAAAAACAAUUUGUAUAAAUAAAUAUAGAAAUAUUUCUUAAAUCAAUAAGAAAAGGUGUUGGCUUAUUAGUAAAACAAGAAAAUAAUGGCCAAAGUAAGAAUACCAAAACAAAAGGUUAUACUGUGCGGUGAUUAUGGUGUAGGAAAAAGUUCUUUGUUUCGACGUUUUACCAAUAAUACAUUUGUGACGGAUACUGACCGCAAGUCUACGCUGGGCUUAGAUCAUAUUGACAAAGACUACCGGAUAGAUGACAAGCAAAUAAAGUUACAAUUAUGGGAUACUGGCGGUAUGGAGCGAGUAGCUUCGGUUACCUCAUCCUAUUACAAAUUUGCUGAAGGUGCUAUUUUGGUAUUUGCUUUAGAUAGCGCAGCCUCAUUUCACUCUUUAUCACAGCAUCUCUUGGAUAUUGUAACAUAUGCUGAAAAUGCAAAAAUUUUCAUAUGCGGCAAUAAGUCCGACCUGGAAGGCCGGGAACCAGAAGUCACUGACGCUGAGGUGGAGGCAUUUUGUGAACAGUGUCAUACCCUUAUCAGUGCCACUUACAAGACUUCUUGUAAAACCGGCGAAGGCAUUGACGAAAUGUUUGAAGACAUUUCACGUAUCUUGGUAGAAGCGAAUCGUUCAAAAAUGGACUUGCAAGCCAGUAUGGAACAACAUGGUUUCCAGAUUGUAGCCGGCCAAGUGGAACUAUUAGAUGGUGUCGAUGAGGGCGAGGAAGCCUCUAGUUGUGUUUGCUAGCAAAUGGCCGAACUGGAGUUCGGUUAAACAGCCAGUGCCAAGAAAAUUUAUUAGUAUGCAUAGAAUGUUUAAUUGGUGGAUGAAAUUGGGUGGGUGGGUGUUUCUUAUUUG
This is a messenger RNA of Calliphora vicina (urban bluebottle blowfly), 883 nucleotides long. It is a transcript of the gene RabX6, whose product is annotated as RAS oncogene family member RabX6. Gene Ontology annotation, biological process: vesicle-mediated transport. Lineage: Eukaryota; Metazoa; Arthropoda; Insecta; Diptera; Calliphoridae. The record is from RefSeq and is a predicted model, not a curated record. Gene Ontology annotation, molecular function: GTP binding; GTPase activity. Bases 119 to 772 code for a protein of 217 amino acids. The transcript is spliced from 2 exons.